Molecule: messenger RNA, 665 nt
Organism: Thamnophis sirtalis
Lineage: Eukaryota; Metazoa; Chordata; Lepidosauria; Squamata; Natricidae
Source: RefSeq, a predicted model, not a curated record
GCGCCUGCUCUUCAGCGCCGAGGCGCCGGAUAUUGCCUCUUUUGCCUUCUGCCCAAGAUGGCAGGCGAGAAGAUGGCCGGCGAGAAGAAAACGAGGAGGGUCCGGAAGGUCCACGCCAGCCGCAAUCCGGUACUGGCCCGAGGGAUCGGGAAAUAUUCCCGGUCGGCCAUGUACGCCCGGAAGGCCAUGUACAAGCGGAAAUACAACGCGCCGGAGACAAAGAUAGAAAAAAAGAAGAAAGAGAAGGAGCGAGCCACUGUCACAAAGCCCGUCGGGGGUGAUAAGAACGGAGGCAACCGGGUGGUCAAACUCCGCAAGAUGCCCAGAUACUACCCCACGGAGGACGUUCCCCGCAAACUCCUGAGCCACGGCAAAAAAACUUUUGCCCUCCACAAGAGGCGGCUGCGGGCUUCGAUCUCCCCAGGAACAGUGGUGAUCCUUCUCACUGGCCGCCACAGGGGCAAGGAAAUACGAGAUUGCGGAUCAGCGCAAGGCAGACCAGAAGACUGUGGACUCUCAGCUUCUGCCCGUCAUCAAGAAGGUUCCUCAGCUCCGGGGCUACCUGCGUUCGACCUUUUCACUCUCCAAUGGAGUUUAUCCUCACAAAUUGGUCUUCUAAAUAGUCUGGAAAUUCCGCAGUAAAAGUUUUGGGAGGAAAAAAAGUA